Messenger RNA from Gymnogyps californianus (California condor), 1898 nucleotides. It is a transcript of the gene BID, whose product is annotated as BH3 interacting domain death agonist. The transcript has 7 exons. Lineage: Eukaryota; Metazoa; Chordata; Aves; Accipitriformes; Cathartidae. The record is from RefSeq and is a predicted model, not a curated record. Bases 262 to 834 code for a protein of 190 amino acids. Gene Ontology annotation, biological process: positive regulation of release of cytochrome c from mitochondria; positive regulation of intrinsic apoptotic signaling pathway; positive regulation of extrinsic apoptotic signaling pathway. Gene Ontology annotation, cellular component: cytosol; cytoplasm; mitochondrion.
CGAGGCAAAAAACUUCCAUUGUGUACAUGCAGACUGUAACACCUGAUUGUAAGUCUUCUGGAUAGGCUGCCCUGUACUAAGAAAGUAAAGUCAAGCCCAGGAGAAGGGUCACCCUGACCUGUUUCAGAGCCCUGUCAGGUCCCAGAGAAGAAGACAGAGAGGACUGCACUCUCCCCAGCCAGCACGCUCUUUAGGGUAGAGGGCAAGGACUUCUGGUCUGAAGCAGAGGGUGACAAGAGCUGCUCUGUCUCUGAAUCCAUCAUGGAACAGAUCAAUGGAUCUGUCCAGAUGGAGCAUGCGCUGCUGUACGCCUUCCUGCAAGCGUCCUCUGACUGUAAGUUCAGAGAGCAACUGCAUUCCCUGCAAAGCCAGGGGAUUGUGUCUUUCGUGAAAGGCAGCUACUGCUAUGAUGAUGAGGUGGAACUUCAGACUGAUGGCAAUCGGAGUGGCCACUUGCAGAAUGGAGAGCUAGCGUUUGACCCUCAGGUAAAUGAAGAAGUUGUCCGGAUCAUUGCUGCUCAGCUCGCUGAGAUUGGAGACCAGUUUGAUAAAGAAAUCAAAGCAAGAGUAGUAAAUGAUCUAGUGCAGCACUUUCUGAAUGAGAAUCUGUCUGGAGAGGAGAUAACCCAGCGCAUGUCAGAGGCAGUGGAAGGGCUUGCACGAGCCAUCCCCUCAGACAUGGAACAGGAGAAGGCCAUGUUGGUGCUAGCGAUGGUGCUAACUAAAAAAAUUGCGAAUACAAUGCCCUCCCUUCUACAGCGUGUCUUCAGCACCACUGUGAACUACAUCAGCCAGCAGCUCCACAACUACAUUGUCAGAAUGCUGCGUGAGUGAGCUCUCCAGCCCUCUGUGUGGAGAAUGUGGAUUCCUGAAGACUUUUUACUUUUGAUUUAUGGGAUUCACUUUUUCUGCUCUUAACUUCUGAGAUACAGCUGUGGAAGGGAAGGCAGAGCUUCAUAGAUAGGCUUUUGUAGACUAGCACAGCAACGAUGGUAGUGUGAGCUGCGUGCCAGCUCUGCCAGUACCUGUAAGGAGUAGUGCUUGCCCCCUCUCAUUUUAUAAUAGUUUUUUCUUUUUCUUUUUUUUUUUUUUUAAUCUUCAGCAGUAGCAGCCUUUGUGCAGACCCAGGCUUGUGCCUCCAGAUGAAAUGCUGUAGGCACAGAGCCUGCCCUCUCAGUAUUGUUUUUUCUAAUCAGCUGUACCAUUUUGCUUUAGUUACUCUCUUCCCAGCCCUGCUCCUGGUGCUGCAGCUGAGCCAUGCUGAGUGUUAAUUGUUCCCAGGAAGGCCUCUGGCUGUAGAAUGGGUGGUUGAUCAGCACAGAUCACCAAGGGGGUGGGGGAAUCAGGUCUGUCUUAGAGGGGAGCUGGCAGCAAGAGGGAACAACUCUAAAGAAGGAAGGUAGGGGUGGUUGGCCAGGGAAGGCUGAAGUAAAGAUGCUUCAGUAUCAAUCGCCAUAAACCUGUGCUUGCUUGAAAAAUAAAACCGAAUGAGAAACUGUAAAGAAAAGGGCAGAAAAUUCUUUCAGGGAAUGCAACCUGGAUAUGCUUGAGGAAAAGUGUUUAGCUUUAGAAUAUCUUGCUAUAAAGAGAAAGAAGGUAUCAGCCUUGGAUCAGGAAGGAUACCUGGCAUCUCUUAUGAGUGUACUGCAGUCACAUCUCAGGUUCAACAAACUUGGACUCAGGUUGUCUGAUACAGACCUGUAAUCACACAAGGUGGGAAAGGCUUCACCUGUGAUCCACUGCCUCAGAAGCUUUGAAAUGAUGUAAAUAUUUUGUGGGUUUUUUUUAAUUUAAAUAAAAUUGUCAUUCUCAUGGCAAUACAGCUCUUAAGAAUUUCAGUUUCCACCUGGAUUUUUUUUUUGGUGUUGUCAGUUUUUUUUGUGCAAGUACUCAUGCCA